Molecule: messenger RNA, 1233 nt
Organism: Prorocentrum cordatum
Lineage: Eukaryota; Dinophyceae; Prorocentrales; Prorocentraceae
Source: the annotation of a GenBank genome assembly
UGAUAAUAAUAAUGAUAAUAAUAAUGAUAAUAAUAAUACAACAAGAACAAUAAUAUUAAAAACAAGAGGAAGAAGAAAGAAGGACCUGGCCGCGGCGGCGCGCUAGGCGGGCGAUGAUGAUAAGAGGAGGCGGAAACUGGAGCCAGAGGAGCUGGGCCGCGGGGGCCACCCGGCGACGACGGCGUCCAGACCGAAAAUGGAGGUGGAGGAGGACGACUGGUUGCCGCCCCCGGCGGGCGACUCCGACGGCGAGGAGAUGGAGCUGAGUGGCGAGGUGCUCGGCCUGCGCUUCGAGGAGCCCUUCGAGCAGAUGGUGCAAGUCCUGGUGAAGGCCCAGGCUCUGGAGAAGAGGACGGCUCGGCAGAGGUUCCCAGCUUUGCCGCAGUGGAUGUUCACCGGCGAUGGGCAGCUCAUGGGUGCUGUACCCGAGUGGAGUCACAUGGAGGGUGUGUGGUCUGUCCGGCUGGGCUCCCGCAUGCUGACGAAACUGCAUCGGGCUGCGUACGUGUAGACUUUCAGGGAGAUCGCGACGAAGCCGUUCUGGUUCCCAGGAGCGGCAGGGCCAGAGGCGCGGGGCUCCACGUCUUCGAUCCAAUGGUGGGCAGCACGAUGAUCUCGUGCAUGCCGAAGUAACUGUUCAUUUUGUUCGGUGUCUACAGAGGCAGGCGGCCGACAGAGUGGUCAGUGAGGAAGUGGCCACUGUGGGGCUGGUCAUCUUCUGCAUCGUGAUGCUACUCGGAGCUGUCAGUGCGCCCCGGUGCUGUGCCAGUUCCUUAUCCGUCUGAGUUCUCGGCUUCGCAGCUCGGCGCUCGCGUUGGUUCCAGGGCAUGUGCCCCAAUUUCGUGCCAGUCGCUAUCCAAGAAAUGUUUCAGCGUGAAGCAGGAUGUUUCACUGCCAUGUUCCGGCGCAAGGCGAUCCUUCAUUGGUACACAUGGGAGGUCAUGGACGAGAUGGAGUUCACCGAGGCCGAGAGUAAUAUGAACGACGUGGUUUCCGAGUGCCAGCAGUGCCAGGACGCCGCCGCCGAAGAGGAUGGCGAGCAGUGAUGGCGUCACUGUCUCGCUGUGGCCAGCCUCCGAGGUCGGGCAACGGAUGUGUGAGCAAAUCAGUGCUGAUGAGCCGUCGGCCAAGUGCAUGUCUAUGCAUGUUAAGUCGCCGUUUCCCCGCUCGCCGCGAGAAUUCGCCUGGAGCUCGGACGGCCAGACUGCUGGACGGUCUUCCCCAUAUACGAAC